Messenger RNA from Candoia aspera, 2045 nucleotides. It is a transcript of the gene TRMT44, whose product is annotated as tRNA methyltransferase 44 homolog. The coding region runs from base 1 to 1956 and encodes 651 amino acids. The record is from RefSeq and is a predicted model, not a curated record. Gene Ontology annotation, molecular function: tRNA (uridine) methyltransferase activity; metal ion binding. Gene Ontology annotation, biological process: tRNA methylation. The transcript has 11 exons. Lineage: Eukaryota; Metazoa; Chordata; Lepidosauria; Squamata; Candoiidae.
AUGGAGGCGGCGGGCGCGGCGGCGCUGCGGGACCCGGCGCGGCGCUUGCCCGGAGGCUUCUGGGCCGCCGCGGGCGUGUGGCUGGAGCGGCCGCAGGUGGCCAACCGGCGGCUGAGCGGCGCCUGCGUGGAGCGGCCCCUCCGCGUGCCCCGACCGGGCUGCGGGUGCGGCGCGGCGGGCCCGGCGGAGCGCGCGUGGGGGGCCUUCUGCGGCGGCGCGGCGGGCGCGGCGCUGGCCCUGGGGCUGGGCGGCCCCGCCGAGGCGCCGCUGGAGCUGGUGCUGCGCUCGCUGCUGCCCCGCCGCGCCGCCGCGCCCGUCCCGGAGCUGGUGGUCCGAGAUGUCUUUAAUGGGUCGGUAACAUUUUUGCCUUUGGAGCAAACCUGUGAAGGCCAAUACAAGGUAACGGCGGACAAUAUUUAUCAAAUUAGACUUCGGCACAUACAGGAAGAUGAAUGGACUGUGUCAGUGUUCCUAGACCCAGAAAAAUAUAUUUCUGAUGGAAUUGUGUAUCCUAAAGCAACAUGGCUCGGAAGUGAAUUGCUUUCUAAACUGGUUAAAUGGUCUACGGAGAUCACAAGGAAUGAAUUUAAGAGUACGCUCUCUCUCAUUUCUGUAGCUAGAUACAGCAAGGUUUAUCAAGAUUUAAAGGAAAAAUACAAAGAGAUUGUCAAAGUCUGGCCUGAAGUAACAGAUCCUGAAAAGUUUGUCUAUGAGGACGUUGCUAUAGCUGCUUAUCUGCUGAUCCUUUGGGAAGAUGAGAGAAUUCUCAGAAGCCUGUCCAAGAAGCAAUCUUUUGUGGACCUGGGCUGUGGAAAUGGCCUCCUAGUUCAUAUUUUAAGUAACGAGGGGCAUCCAGGAAAAGGGAUUGAUGUCAGAAGAAGAAAAAUAUGGGAAAUGUAUGGCCCACAGACAUGCCUGGAGGAAAAUGCCGUUAAUCCAAACAACCUUUAUCCAGAUGUUGACUGGUUAAUUGGAAAUCAUUCUGAUGAGUUGACACCAUGGAUACCCGUAAUAGCAGCCAGGUCUUCCUAUUCGUGUCGCUAUUUUCUGCUGCCUUGCUGCUUUUUUGAUUUCCAUGGAAAGUACAACCGAAGGCAGAGCAAAAAGAGCCAGUACAGAGAAUAUCUUGAUUUCAUCACAGAAGUCGGGGUUGUCUGUGGCUUUCAUGUGGAAGAAGAUUGCCUUAGAAUUCCUUCAACAAAAAGGGUAUGCUUAAUUGGAAUGUCUAGAACCUAUCUAGCAACACAAGAUUCUGCAUUUGAGGAACAGAGGAGGCAGUAUAUCAGGAAACGCCAAUCCUGCAAUGUAAUUGUGGCAUCGGAUAAAAGGGAUGGCUUGCAUCAGGAGCCGAGCCUCUCGGCUGCAAGUGGGGCUGCUGGUCUGGUGCCAUGUGAGGAGGCAUCUCAGGAGAGAGAUGAGAGGACAGUCUUGCCAUCCGGGUUUCUGCCCCGGGGAAAAGAACAAGUAAGAAACUGCACCGCUCUCCCGCAUGCGUUGGUAGACCAGGUGGCUUUGAAAGUAGCCCGUCUGUUGUUAAGUGAGUCGGAACAGAGCCUGCAUGGACACUCCAGCCCAUGGAAUAGAGGAGAGAGUCUUCGCUUGAGUGAAAUUGCCAAACAUUUAGACAAGGACACUUUGAAAACUCUGAAGAAGGAAUGUGGAGGUCUACAGACCUUGCUUAGAAAUAAUUACCAAAUUUUUAAAGUUCAAAAUGGGAAAGUGCAUAUUCGUGACUGGAGAGAAGAGGAGCGGCCCAGGAAGCAAAUGCGGGGCCAGCAUACGAAACGCCAGCUGCCUUCUCGAGCCAUUAAAACACGCCUGUGUUGGUUUUACGUGCAUCACCCUCAGGGCUGCCCUCUGACUUCAGCAUCUUGUUCUUACGCUCAUGGCGCUGCAGAGCUGAACCAAAGAAAAAUGACACCAAGCAAUAAGGAGCUGCUAGUUCAGUUUCACUAAAUAAAAUGUCUGUCAGAAAGAGCAUCUCUCUUAAUAUUACGAUUGCAGCUUCUAUAUUCAUUCUGUUCCAUAAGACAAAAAGAACUCCC